Momordica charantia (bitter melon) is the source of this 384-nucleotide messenger RNA. NCBI's taxonomy places the organism in Eukaryota, Viridiplantae, Streptophyta, Magnoliopsida, Cucurbitales, Cucurbitaceae. The record is from RefSeq and is a predicted model, not a curated record.
AUGGUGGGAGAUUGGUUUUCAGAAGUGGCCAAGCUGGACCAUGUGUGGUGGCUUGAUAUCAAAGGGAAGAUAGAGUCUAGAAAGUUAAGUCCCAAAACCAACUAUGCAGCUCAUCUUGUGUUCAAGCUCGCAGAAAACGGUCGCCAUUGGCAUGGACUUCGCCGGAGGCCAGUUCUGUUACGUGUUUAUUUCGAAGGGGCCGAGGUCGAGGAGGGGAACAUGGUGGUGCUGGACCCUCCCGAAGGAGCUCCUACAGAUUUUCAUGAGAGAGCCGAUGGGUGGAUGGAGAUUAAGAUGGGGGAAAUCUUAACGAAUUCGGAGAUGAUGGCUCCAUUAUUUUCAGUCUUAAUGAGGUCGAUAACUAUAGCGUCAAAGGUGGAUUAA